GAGCCAAGUAAUAAGCGGGUUCGGCCUUUAUCACGGGUCACAUCCCUGGCGAACUUGAUCUCUCCUGUAAGAAAUGGUGCAGUUCGGCGCUUUGGGCAGACAAUACAGUCAUUUGCCCUACGUGGUGACAGCAAGUCUCCUGUCUGCACCCAGAAGUCAUGUAGCAGAUCUGCUGCUCCUACUCCUCCGAAAAGAAGAAACAGUGUCCUUUGGUCAGAGAUGUUAGAUGUCAACAUGAAAGAGUCCCUGAGCACCAAAGAAAUUAAGCGCCAGGAGGCGAUAUACGAAAUGUCCAGGGGAGAGCAGGACCUAAUCGAAGACCUGAAGCUUGCCAGAAAGGCCUACCAUGACCCCAUGCUGAAACUCUCCAUCAUGUCUGAGGAGGAACUCACCCACAUAUUUGGGGACUUGGAUUCUUAUAUUCCUCUGCAUGAAGACUUGUUGGCAAGUUUAGGAGAAGCAACAAAGCCAGACGGAACAGUAGAGCAGAUCGGGCCCAUUCUUGUGAAGUGGUUACCGCGACUCCACGCCUACAAAGGUUACUGUAGCAAUCAGCUGGCAGCCAAAGCGCUUCUGGAUCAGAAGAAGCAGGACCGGAGAGUGCAGGACUUCCUCCAGCGCUGCCUUGAGUCGCCUUUCAGCCGCAAGCUAGACCUCUGGAGCUUCUUGGACAUUCCUCGAAGUCGGCUGGUGAAAUACCCGCUGCUCCUGAAAGAGAUCCUGAGGCACACUCCCAAAGACCAUCCCGAUAUCCAGAUUCUGGAAGAAGCCAUAUCUAUAAUCCAGGGAGUCCUGUCCGACAUCAACCUGAAGAAGGGCGAGUCGGAGUGCCAGUAUUACAUCGACAAGCUGGAGUACCUGGAUGAGAAGCAGAAGGACCCAAGGAUUGAAGGCAGCAAAGCUUUGUUGUGCCACGGGGAGCUGAAGAACAAAAACGGACACAAACUCUACGUCUUCCUCUUCCAAGACAUCCUGGUUUUGACCCGGCCCGUCACUCGCAAUGAGAGUCCCGUCACUCGCAAUGAGCGUCAGGCCUACCAAGUGUACAGGCAGCCCAUCCCUGUCCAGGAGCUGCUCCUCGAAGACCUGCAGGACGGCGACGUGAAAAUGGGAGGAUCCUUCCGAGGAGCUUUCGGCAAUUCCGACAAAGCUAAAAAUAUCUUCCGAGUUCGUUUCCAAGAUCCCUCCCUGGGCCAGUCCCACACGCUUCAGGCCAACGACGUCUUCCACAAGCAGCAGUGGGUGAAUUGCAUCCGAACCGCCGUGGCUCCCUUCCAGCGGACUGCGCCCGCCGCCGAGCUGCAGGAGCUGCCCGAGCUGAGCGAAGAGUCGGAGGAGAACAACCCCGCCGCGCCCAACGUCCCGGCCCAGAAGAGGCAGUCGCUCGCGUCUGGCGUCACCGAGAUGGAGCUGGACGAAAACACGUCCGAGUGCAGUUCUGUCCUGGACUCGGAUGAGGGGAAGGGUCCGAAAGCUCACAGGACGUCGUCCGGGCACAGGAAAACGCGGGAGAAGCAGCUGAGCAGCAAACGGAAAGAAACGCUCGUGUGAAGAGCCCGGCACCGAUCCCGGUGAAAGACUGUUUAUUUAUAAAUAACGUGUACAUUUUUCUGUGUAAUGUGAGCAUGAUUUGGAUCCACUCUGCUGAACAGAAUGUUUUUCUGGUGUUUUUUUUUUCAUUUUUUUUCAUCUUGUAAUGGCAGCUACUGGUAACAGUUAACGCUGUUGAGCUGGAGUCUGUUUUUACAAA
Messenger RNA from Apaloderma vittatum (bar-tailed trogon), 1750 nucleotides. Its product is annotated as neuroepithelial cell-transforming gene 1 protein-like. The record is from RefSeq and is a predicted model, not a curated record. Gene Ontology annotation, biological process: intracellular signal transduction; positive regulation of Rho protein signal transduction. NCBI's taxonomy places the organism in Eukaryota, Metazoa, Chordata, Aves, Trogoniformes, Trogonidae. Gene Ontology annotation, molecular function: guanyl-nucleotide exchange factor activity.